Anarrhichthys ocellatus (wolf-eel) is the source of this 2064-nucleotide messenger RNA. Its product is annotated as receptor-type tyrosine-protein phosphatase mu-like. NCBI's taxonomy places the organism in Eukaryota, Metazoa, Chordata, Actinopteri, Perciformes, Anarhichadidae. Bases 962 to 1987 code for a protein of 341 amino acids. The record is from RefSeq and is a predicted model, not a curated record. Gene Ontology annotation, molecular function: protein binding. The transcript is spliced from 7 exons.
ACCUGAAACACACGAACACUCACACACACACUGUCUGUAUAGUGGCCAAUCUAAGUGCUGUAUUUCAAGAUGACAGACAGCGAUCCACUCAGUGAGAGAAUGAUAGAUGAGAGCAGGACUGAGCAAUUUCUCCUGACAAAACCUGUGUAUGUGUGUGCGUGAGUGAGUAAGUGUGUGUGUGUCAGUGGGUGUGUGAGCGCUUCCUUUAAUCUCUUCUGUCUUUGUGUCUCUGUUCAGUUGAACCUCUUCUCUUCACGUGACUGUAUUGAUCACGUCACCAAUACGGUCACGUGAUUGUAUCGAUCACAUUUAAUGAAUAUCGUUCAUCUAAUACAAAAACUUGAUCUGGUCCACUCAAUGGAAACUAAAUCAACAAACUACAUUGUCAAUUUUAAAUCAUACUUAUUGUGAAUAGUACAUUAGUAUGAAUACUAUGUUAGUAUGAAUAAAACAUUAGUAUGAAUACUAUGUUAGUAUGAAGACUAUGUUAGUAUGAAUACUAUCUUAGCAUGGAUAGUAUAUUAGUAUUUUAAUAUGUUUAGUAUAUUAGUAUGUUUGUAUAUUAGUAUGUUAGUAUGUUAGGGUGCAGUUUUGAAACAGGAAGUCGGCCAUAUGGAGUUUGUGUCAUUCUGUUCAUGUGAAAUGUCAUCAGUAGACGUGGACUUUAAGUUUCACUGAAGUUCAGCAUGAACAAACUGAAGAGGUCUCACUCUGUAGAGACCCUGAUGGAGGUUCUUAGAGACCACAAGAGUCCCUGACCCUGUGUUUAUGUCUCUUAGACCCUGAUGGAGGUUCUUAGAGACCACAGAGUCCCUGAUCCUGUGUUUGUGUCUCUUAGACCCUGAUGGAGGUUAUUGGAGACCACAGAGUCCCUGACCCUGUGUUUGUGUCUCUUAGACCCUGAUGGAGGUUCUUAGAGACCACAGAGUCCCUGAUCCUGUGUUUUUGUCUCUUAGACCCGAUGCAUGGCCCCCGACGUCUCGAGGUCGUGGACAUUCAGUCCAAACAGGUGACGCUACGAUGGGAACCGUUCGGAUACAACGUGACCCGCUGCUACAGCUACAACCUGACGGUCCAGUACCACUACAGACCUGCAGGGACCGCCAGCAGGGACCCCGUGAAGGAGGACCUGGUCUACGACACCCUGAGCUCCGUCCCCCAGCACCUCGUACGAAACCUUCCUCCGUUCACCAAUGUGAGCCUGAGACUCGUCCUCAGUAACCCGGAGGGACGGAAGGAGAGCGAGGAGCUGCUGGUGCUGACGGACGAGGACGUUCCCGGAUCCGUCCCCUUGGACUCGAUCCUCGGCAGCAGCUACGAGCAGCAGAUCAGUCUGAGCUGGAGGGAACCGGUUCAGACUUACGGACGGAUCCGCCAGUACGAGAUCUCCUAUAAAGCCUUGAGCUCCUUCGACACUGAGUUCGACUUGUCCAAUCAGAGCGGGAAAGUGUUCAAACCGGCCAAUGAGACAAGCCACGUGUUCUCCGGCCUCUACCCAGGCUCCACCUACUCCUUCACAAUAAGAGCCUCUACUGUCAAAGGCUUUGGGCCUCCAGUCAUCACCCAGUUCACCACCAAGAUCUCAGCUCCUCUGAUGCCGGCCUACGAUCAGGAGUCUCCUCUGAACCAGACCGAGUCCACCGUGACGGUUCUACUGAAACCAGCUCAGAGUAGAGGAGCUCCAGUCAGUAAGUACCAGGUGGUGGUGGAGGAGGAGCGCCCUCGCAGACAGAGGAGAGGUACUGCAGAGAUCCUGCGCUGUUAUCCGGUUCCGAUCCACUUCCAGAACGCCACGCUGCUCAACUCUCAGUAUUACUUCAGUGCAGAGCUGCUGAUGAGCGAGCUGAGAGCGCCGAUGCCCUUUUGUGUGGGUGAUAACAGAACCUACAGCGGUUACUGGAACGCUCCUCUGCUGCCUCAUAAGAGUUAUGGGAUCUACUACCAGGCCGUCAGCACCGCUAACGGGGUGAGUCCACCUGUUCACUAACCCCUGUUCACCAACACACCUGUUGACCAACACACCUGUUCACCAGCACACCUGUUCACCAGCACACCUGUUCACCA